Messenger RNA from Anarrhichthys ocellatus (wolf-eel), 4754 nucleotides. RefSeq names its product family with sequence similarity 133 member B (gene fam133b). Bases 3659 to 4468 code for a protein of 269 amino acids. Lineage: Eukaryota; Metazoa; Chordata; Actinopteri; Perciformes; Anarhichadidae. The record is from RefSeq and is a predicted model, not a curated record. The transcript has 10 exons.
UAAGUACAAAUGUAGAACACAAACAUAUAGAGGCACCGUUGGCAUCGUUUCCAGCCUUGAAUCUAUGUGAUUAAAUCUUCUCAUGUGCUUCUUUGCACAAGUCCUCAUGCUGAGGUUACAUGGUGAGCAUAACUGAACAGCAGUUUUCAAGUUCUAAAACAAAUGGCGUCUGAUUGUGAUUCGGCCAUUUGAGUGUUGUGCUUUUCAAGACAGUUCUGUGCAGCUUCAGAUCUGUGGGUUGUUGUUUUUCUGCUUGGAAAAACAACCUUCUCCCAUCAUGACAGCAGGUUUUCCUCCAGGAUUCCUCUGUAUUCUGCUGCAUUUAUUUUACCCUCAACCAUUGCUACAACAUGAUGCCACCAACAUCAAUCACCAGCAUAGAAUUGAGUUUGUUGGUCAAAAAGCUUGAUUUUAGCAUCAUCCCACCAUGGAGCCUUGUUUUGCCUGUGGGCAAAUGCAAUUUUUCAACAGUGGCUUUCUCUUUGCCAGUUGGCCGUAAAGCUAGAAAUGCAGAGCACCCAGGCAUCAGCUACUGUCGGGUCAAAGUCUCCCAUCCCAGUAAGGGAACAUGUACCGUCUUCAGUGUCCACAGACCUCAUUGCGACCUUAUGGCCUCUUCACACAUAACCUUUAGUUUUUGGGGAUGACCUGCUAUAGACAGGAUACCAGUAAAAUGUGAAGGCACUUGAUUACAGAGUACACAUCUGUUUCUUCUCAAUAACCUUGUUGGAGAUUAGUUUGUUGUUUCCAUAGUGUAGUUUAUGCCAGCUGUACAGCUCUGCAGAUACAGGUGUGUUUAACUAAAAAUCACAUCUUAGAUUACACACUUGAUCACCGUUCUACCCGUCGUUCAACUUCUAAAAAGCAGCUGGCUGCACACAGUGAAGCAAAAUCAUUUAAAUCCAGUGACAUUUUUUUGUGAUUAUCAGUGUCCAAAAAGCUUAUUAACAAUGAUUUUGUGUUGAAUGACAUGACAUGGACCAUGGGGGGUGCAUACUUUCUUAUAAUCAAAGUACAAAACUUUAGGAGAGUACUCCUGAAGAGAGGGUAAAGAUGGUGUCAAGAAAGAGGACACCAAAAGCUCUCACCCACUGAAAAAUGCACAAAAGCUAUCCUUCCAUGAACUGAUGGAUUGUAAUUGCUGCUUUUAGGUUAAAUGUUGAUGAUUGACUGUGUUAACAAUGCAAAAAGGCUUGCAUCUCACAUAGACUGGUAGUAGUGGGCAAGCAGACUGCAGAGGCCUUGAAGCAGAGGCCUCUUUAUGACCAGAGUUUAGCCUCGCAAGAGCCCCCCUUGGCUGGGGGUCCGGACCACACAGGAUCCUGGGUGGACGCCGUGGAUCUCACCUGCCUUCAUGCAUACUGUAGGUGUUUGCAGUGAGCAGAUAUACAGUACAAGAUAUGUACAAAAACAUUUAGUGUGUGUGCACUACCACUGACGUUAGAAAGCUUUUGUACACACCUACUUAUUGAAACAUUAUUGGGCAUCACAAGCCAGCCACUCACUGCCAUGUUGUGUCUUAUCAUUCCAGUCCUAUACAUGUAUUAUAAUACUGCCACCAUGAGGAUGUCCUGAGUAGCUGCAGACCAGUAGCAGGAUUCUAAUGGUUUAUGCACUCUUCUGGGAACUCGUCAUAAUGUCUUCUGGGAACUCGUCAUAAUGGGCUGAUAUCAGUGCUGAGACAAUGAUGAAAAAAACCUAAUAGAAAUGCUCCUGCCACUCACUAGCCUGCCUUCAUGGGCUUUUAUCAUUAUAAGAUACAGUUAUUAUUUACUAUCCGAAUGUUACAGUAAUGCACAGGCUUGCAAUAGGUGGAGAAAGUCCCACCAGCACUAAUCAACAUGAAUACAUUUGGCACAGAAUAGUGUCGCCAAUAUUCUGUAUUUAAUUUAAAUGUCAUUGGCAAGUCUUAUAUGCUUGUUUUCAUCAAGUUGUUACUUGAUUUAAAGAUGCUGGGGCAUACAAUGUUCCUACACCAAUUACACCAACUGUUUAGAGGAUUAUAGAGUUUGUGUAAGAAUAGUUUGACAGUGUAAGAAAUGUAUAAAGGAUAGGCAGUGGUACUGUACAGUAUGGAGUGCUAAAUGCAAGCUGUAAUGAUAGAGAACUUUUGAUAUGAGCAUCGUCAGCCCAUAGAUAUGUCGUAAAAAUGGAUAGAUGUAGAGUAGCGAGGGUCUGUGGAUUGUUGUUUGGCAAGAGUACUUUGUCCAUUGAAAAUGUGUUGCGGGCUCUGUGGGUGUUUGUUGCAUUUCAUUUGCUUUGGAUUGAGAAUGACUAUGAAUUUUACAUAGCUUUUGAUAAUGAAAUAAUGCACAAAUAUUGAGUGUACAGUUUUUGCUUAUUUUACAGUCAUGUCCAGUUACAUUUAAGUACAGUUAUUUUUUACCAGAAAGGAAAAAGCAAGGAAUGCAGAGUUGUAUUUUUGUAUGUAGUAGUUCUUUCAGAACAGUAACAUAUUUUUAACACUGGUUUACGUUUUCUUAACAGGUAGUGCUGCUAGCACACAUACAGACACACACACAGACACACUCUUGACUUUCUCAGGUUCUUGUUUUGGUCGUCCGAACCUUUCGGGCACAGUUUGCACAUCUCUGGGCUACUAACUGACCACAUCACAACUCCUUCAGGUUUUCUUUCGAGCUGUUCCGGGAUCAUGUCAUUGAUCAUAGUCUACUGUCAUUCCUAUUUAUCAAAUAUAUGUUACUGUAGUCAUUACUGUCGGAAGAUAACUGCCUGUAUCAACUGUUCCCCCCCCCCCCAGCAACUUGUAAUUGCUAGAUGGCAAACACAAUGUAGAUUCAUGUAUAAUUGUCUGCUUGACUAAGCUCUGUGUGAGAUAUGUUCUAUUUGAUAACGACUCACAUCUGGUGUCAGUGGUGCGUACAAUGCACAAUGCAUUAUUGAAACUGUUAAUUCAUUUCAAUCUCAGAACACAAAACUGAAGUCAACUGUUGAGCUUUUACAACUUUUAACUGUUUUGAAACCAAUGUAGCUUCAUCCAUGGUAUAACUCCAAUUACACAUUAUGUUCCUGUGUCACAUUUGUUAUAAGCAUACGGAAAUGGCGAACGGGAACCACACAAUCAUGGCAUUAUACUUAUGUAUGAAUGCAGGCAUUGGUGUCUUAUUAUUGUGUUGCACCAGUUGAAUAAAAAGCAGCUUUUUGUGAAUUUUAUUUUGGACUCAUUUGUAAGCGUGAUUGACAUAAUAAUGAAUCGUUCUAGCGAAUGUGUAGGUAUUCAUUCUUGGAAUGAGGGAAAAUUAGAGGCAAUGCAACUGCUGUUGUAAUUUGUUAUCGUGUUAGUUACUUGCAUUCUGCCACACAGUCUUCUGCAACAAUAUACUUAUAUUUCACAUCGGCACAAGAACAUAUAUAGUCUGUUUCACAAUAACUGCCAAUUUAAAAACUAGAAGAUAUACUGUGAAGGAGCAUGUACAUAUAUUGAUAGCUAUAUACAUAUUAUACAUAUUUUGAUAAAACGCCAGACCAGUAGGUGGCGGUAUUUCACCAUUUCGUUGUUUGGUAAAAACAAAAACCUCAAUAAGAAAAAGAGUCGUCAGCUUCCAUUAACAAAGUCUGAUGUGGCUAGCUCAAUGCUAGCAAGGUAGCACUAAUGGUUGCCCUCUUCCUUGGAUAUUGUCCCCAUUACUAACUCGACAUGGGAAAGAGAGACAAUCGAGUGGCUUACAUUAACCCCAUUGCUGCUGCACGAGCCAGGGGGCCGGCAAAUAACGCCGGACCAACUAUACAAGAUUACUUAAGCAGACCUCGACCAACAUGGGAAGAGUUGAAGGAGCAGCUGGAGAAGAAGAAGAAGGGCUCUCGAGCCUUGGCUGACUUUGAGGACAAAAUGAACAUGAAAUGGAAGAAGGAGCUGGCAAAAAAUAGAGAGAAGUUGUUGGCUGGAAUUGACAAAGAGAAAGACAAGAAGACAACGGACAAGGAAAAAGAGGAGAAGAAAGAGAAAAAGGAGAAAAAGAAGAAAGAGAAGAAGAAAUCAAACAGGCAUUCUCCAUCUUCCUCCUCCUCAUCGAGUUCUGAUUCCCCUAGCAGCUUCUCCACAGAAUCUGAAGACGCGGAUGAAAAGAAGAGUGUGAAAAAAAAGCGGAAGAGAAAGAAGUCAUCGACGAGAGCGUCGGACAGCUCAGAGGGAGAAUCUGAUGCUGAAAGCAAGAAAAAGAAAAGAAUAAAGCAAGAAGGGGACAAAGAUAAGGAUGACAAGAGCCGUAAACGAAAAAGGAAGGCUGAGCGAAGUUAUAGAGACUCCUCCUCAGAGUCCGCUGCAGAAUCCGAGGGGGAAGAGGUAGCUGACGCCAAGAAGAAAAAGAGAAGUAGCGAGGAAAAGGAGAAAAUAACAGUGAGAAAUCUACUUAUUUUUUAUUUUUUUUUAAGUUACAGUUCACAAUUUAGAUUUUGGUUUGAUCCGGUACAAAUCAUGACUACAGCAAAGACUAACAUUAUUAUUUAGUAAGUAGAUGAUAUUUAAUUGCGAGUUGAAAGAUGUUUUGGACAGAUUGAUAACACAGAUCCAGCGUUUAGUAUAAGCUGAAACGAUAUGUCUUAAAGUGCCUACUCUGCCAGAAAGUAACUAGACAUCUGCAGUAAUUGAUUCUUAAUUUAAGAGGAACGACUUGGACACAAACCUCAAAUGUUUUGCGUUUCGCAGGACAAAUCCAAGAAGAAAAGGAAAAAGAAGCACAAGAAACACGGCAAGAGAAAGAAAAGGAAGGCAGCCUCUCAGUCAGACUCGGAGC